AUGAAUUCCACAAAAGAUAUACUCCCAAUUCACAGUGAUGACAAAUCCCAAAUCCCGUUUUCGCACCUCAAGCACCUUUUCCUAGACGUAUUAUUCAACCCCAAGUACACCAUAGGUGCAGAUCAAUUCUUGAAGAGUUCAAAUAAUUCAGUAUCUCUUUCAGCUUCCAUUACAGAUAGCUCCACAAUCACAUUGCACUACGAAGACUACGAGGGCCAUCACGCAGUCUUUAGUGAAGAAGGUAUAAAAAGGCUUAGGUGUAUAGCAGCAACGUUGAGCUCCAGAAAUGAAUUGGCUGAUUGUGCUCAGAUGUAUACCAAGCAUCGGAAGAGUGUAGUCAACCUGGUAUGUGUGAGGCUCCGUGAGAAAUUGAAGGUAGAAACCGUCUGUGUUUUUACGUUCUCGGAUGAGUUGAAAGAGAAAACCCAACGGUGGAUACAAGUAGCCAAGAUUUGCGUAGGCACCAUUUUUGCAAUAGAGAAGUGUUUCUAUGAGCAAAUUUUCGGAGAUCUGGGAUCAUCUGAGGAUUCUGCUGCUAACAGUUUUGUGUACAUAAUAGAAGGGACUGCUGCUGAGUUGCUUGAGUUUCCACACUCUCUAUUAGCCAGGGGCCGAUUGCCUCAGAGACCAGACAUAUUGUUGCCCUUAUGUCAUGAACUAGCCAAUCUAAUUUCACAUCUUAUGGCAUAUUUUGACCAAGAUGUAUGCCCAGCGAAAGCCAUCUGCAAUUUUGCCACUAUGAUUAUGCUCCGACUGAUACAGCAAAUAGCAAACAUCCUUUCUGUUACAGAGAAACACGUUCUUCGUGAGCUUUCGACAAGGCCAUUUCCUGGAGGAGGAAUUCACCCCUUAACUAAAUACAUAAUUCAUCACAUUGACCUGAUUUAUGUUCACAGGGAAUCCUUAACUGAGUUAGGUUCCAAUGACAACCGAGAUCCUCCAGAAAUACCGGGUUCACAUGAAAUGGAUGGAGGGCUAGUUUUCCUAAAAAGGCAUCUUACUCGAGUUAUCGAGUUUUUACUGCAGAACUUGAAAUUCAAGUCCAACUUCUAUGGACAAGAAUCUCUGCAUUGUUUGUUCAUGAUGAACAAUGUUAACUCUGUUUCUGAGAAGAUUAAAAGUUCCAAGGAGUUGGAAGAACUUAUUGGCACUCACCUGCAGAUGAAAUUAAGAGAAAAAGUGGAGCUGGCAAAGACUGAUUAUUUCCAUAGAAGUUGGGGCGAAGUCUGCACUUUUUUAAAAGGUGAAGGAUUAAAAUCAUAUUUUAAUUGUGAUUUCUUUCCUGGAAGGUCUACAAGAGCUGUGAAAAAAAAGUUUAAGACCUUCAAUAGUAUGUUUGAAGAUAUUCUUCAGACUCAAGAAGGAUGGAUAGUACCAGAUCUGCAGCUGCGGAUGAAACUUCUUGAAUGCAUAUUGGCUAAGCUGAUUCCGGCCUAUAAUCACUUUCUUGAGCGGCUAAGCCGAGUAUACAAAGUGAAGCGUGUGAGUGAGUACAUAAAAUAUUCUGUCAAGGACUUGGAGACCAAGGUGCUGGAUAUGUUUCAGAAUAAGUAUUGA
Molecule: messenger RNA, 1557 nt
Organism: Coffea eugenioides
Lineage: Eukaryota; Viridiplantae; Streptophyta; Magnoliopsida; Gentianales; Rubiaceae
Product: exocyst complex component EXO70B1-like
Exons: 1
Coding region: 1-1557 (518 amino acids)
Biological process (GO): exocytosis
Cellular component (GO): exocyst
Molecular function (GO): phosphatidylinositol-4,5-bisphosphate binding
Source: RefSeq, a predicted model, not a curated record